Molecule: messenger RNA, 1104 nt
Organism: Yamadazyma jaroonii
Lineage: Eukaryota; Fungi; Ascomycota; Pichiomycetes; Serinales; Debaryomycetaceae
Source: the annotation of a GenBank genome assembly
AUGGAGUUCGGUCCAACAGUUUUGACUCCUUAUAUCAAGAGUUUACUCCUUGAACAUAACAACCUUAGGCCUGACGAUGUGUCCAAUGUACUCAAAUUAAUCUUCCGAGGGUUUGCUUCGGACGUCCAAAUCGCUGCGUUUUUAACAGGUUUGAAAUUUAGACAACUUGAUCAAAAUGCAGAUUACAUCGCCGCUGCUGUUAAUACCAUCAUGGAAUUCUCCCAUCCCAUCAGUAUUGAUCUGGUACCAACCGAUGGAUACGUAGAUAUCGUGGGUACUGGAGGAGACGGACAAAAUACUUUUAAUGUAUCAACAGCUUCAUCAAUAGUAUCUGCGGGUAUGGGAAUACCCGUUUGUAAACAUGGAGGUAAAGCAUCUACUUCAUCUUCAGGGUCAGGUGAUUUACUUAAAUGCUUAGGUGUUGAUUUAUUAAAAGUUAACCUGGAAACUGCAGUUAAAGUGUUACUGGAAUCAAAAUAUACUUUCCUUUUCGCUCCUGCCUUUCAUAAAGUCAUGGAAAAAGUUGCUUCUGUAAGGAAACAAUUGGGUGUUCCAACAAUUUUCAAUAUUCUCGGUCCUUUGAUCAACCCUGCACCUUUAAAAGCAAGAAUUUUAGGGGUUUAUUCGAGAAAUUUAGGUGAAAUCUAUGCUCAAUGUGUCUUACAGUUAGCUGUUAAUGAUCCUGUCCACAAACGAACCAUGGUGGUUUAUGGUGAUAUAGGCUUGGAUGAAAUCUCUCCUAUUGGUACCACCAGUUGUUGGAUCGUUGAAAAUGGUAAAAUAUAUCGUCAAACUAUAUCUCCAAAAGAUUUUGGUCUCCCUGAAUCUUCCCUUCAAUCAGUAAAAUCAGGAACUCCUGAAGAAAAUGCUAUAAUUUUAAAUCAUAUUUUAGCUCAAGAUAAUGAAGAAUUCUUAAUUCAUCAAGAUAAUGAAGAUAAUCAUCCUAUUGUUAAUUAUAUAUUGAUGAACAGUGCAGCUUUAGCGGUAGUCAGUGAUCAUGCUAAGAGUUAUAUAGAAGGUGUUACGUUAGCUAAGGAAUCCAUUCGUUCAGGUGAAGCUACCAAAGCUUUAGAAUCAUUUAAAUCCUGUUUAAAUAGUUUAUAA